This is a messenger RNA of Daucus carota subsp. sativus, 1616 nucleotides long. RefSeq lists its product as uncharacterized. NCBI's taxonomy places the organism in Eukaryota, Viridiplantae, Streptophyta, Magnoliopsida, Apiales, Apiaceae. The record is from RefSeq and is a predicted model, not a curated record. Bases 717 to 1046 code for a protein of 109 amino acids. The transcript has 4 exons.
ACACACACACACACACACACACACAUAUAUAUAUAUAUAUAUAUAAAUUUGAAGAAUAUAUAUAUAUCAUGACAGAAUCUUUGUAAAUGGUGCUCUACGCCCUUUGGUUCCAAAAUCAACUCUACUUCCCUAUAUCAUUCUGAUUUGUAGCAAAUCAAUAGAUUUGACAAUGCACGAGUUUAGAUAAACACACUAUUUGUGAGUAAUAUAGUGUAUUAACAAAUAUAUGCAAAAUUUUUAAUCACUUAUUUUCAGUACCUACAUAGGGGGUUUUUGUUCGAGUCUUGCCAAUAAUGACGUCAGUUUUGCCAGGGUGCAAUGUGUGUAUAUUUGAAUAUGAAUGUAAGCAAAAUUGGCUUCGAUUUUGGAUGGAUAUAAUGUAUGUGUGUGUACUUGACAGUAAUGUGUAUUUCCCAUUUUGGAGGUUUAAAACAUGACGUUUUAUCGAUUUUGGAUGGAUGGAUAUAAUGUAUGAAGAGUUUUAAAUAUGACGUUUUAUCUAUUUGUUUGGAUUUUAGUCCCUGUGUUUUUUUUAUGUGUGUGAGGGUGGGCGGGAGUUCUUAGUGAUCGGAAACUCGGAUCAUUUAUUUCUUAUACUCUUUUUUGCAUUAUUUGCAUUAUGGUCAAUUACAAGAAUAUAAGCUCUCAUACACACAUGCCUUCACCUGGACUUAAAUUAUUAAUUAUUUUUGCAUAAACUGUAUAGUUUAUAGGUCAUGGACUGGCAGGAAUUCAAGGGCCAAUGUACGGGGGAACAAAUUGUUUCCAUACAAGAAAAGUUAUAUACAAGCUUUCACCUGAUCAUAAUAUUACACACUGGUGUUUUCGUGAAGAUCUGGGGGACUUUUGGUGCUGGUAAUCUAUGUUUAUUUAAUUUGCAGAAAAUGAGGUAUCUGAAAGAGAUGCAAGCUGCGGAGUACAGACUACUGUCAAAUAUGAUACUGUGGCACCACUUCUGUUUCAAGCAAUUUCAACUAUUCAUACCUUUCACAAGUUUCAUUUAUCGGAACAGAUGGCUUAGAAGCUCUCAGAUCCGAAGCCUCUAGCUGGGUACUUUGUCGUUACUUGCAAAUUCCUAACAUACAACAAGCUGGUAAACUAAUGUUCAGGUGGUGAAACAUGGGAACAAUAUACAUUGCUCAAUGCCAGAGCUUGCUUGAGCAAGUACCAUGACUGUUGCUAUUUUCUUCAAUUCCAGCUUCCCACCUUUUGAGAAUGAACCCAAAGGUAAAAGUUCACACCUAAGUUUGCAAUUUUUGAAUGUCUUGGAUUUUAUGUCAUAUUUGGGGGAGACGAGUUGUAUAAAAAUAAUAGUUUAAAUAUAUUGAACAAAAAGAUUGAUACUGCACAGAGGUCUUCGGGGCCACAUGGAGGUUGUUGACAUCGUGAUACUGCCAUGAGGUGUAGGUGUUGUAAUGGUUGAGAAUAAGACAAUCAGAAAUUUGUUGUUAUCAGUGCUUUUUUAGUUAUAGAGCUUUUGAUGAGUAUGAAGGGAUUGAAGUUGCUUGGAAUCAAGUAAAGUUCAAUGAUUUUCUACACAGUCCUGAGGAUCUUGAAAGGUUGUUUAAUGUUGAAAGGUUGUUUAAUGAGAUUAAUCUGCUCAAAAGUUUGAAACA